Messenger RNA from Camellia sinensis, 635 nucleotides. The record is from RefSeq and is a predicted model, not a curated record. Lineage: Eukaryota; Viridiplantae; Streptophyta; Magnoliopsida; Ericales; Theaceae.
AAAAACAAAAAUUUGUGCACCGAAAGGAUGGGGAAGGGGCGCAGGGUUGGAACCCACUCUCAUGAGUUGAAUUGGGCACUGAGGCCCAACGCCAAACCAUUUUUGGGUGCUCAAAUUGAAACACACACAGUGACUGAGCCGCUUCUCUUCUCUUCUUUUCUCUCUGGAAUCGGAAUGCCUCUAUCCUUUUCUAAGCUCGGCAAUUCCUUACCCUUCUCCAGGCUCUUCAGACAGCUGGAGCAGGAGAUGGAAACGGUGAUUAAGGUACUGGAGCCUGGACCUUUGGGAGUUGUUGAACACAAGUUCUCUGCUGAAGAGAUAUGCGAGGCAAAUGCCACUGUUUCGAGAGCGGUAGAGAAUUGGCGAAGGAAUGCUAAACUAGAGCAGAACAGUAAUGUGCUGAAAGAUUAUAUUCACAAAUGAUGGAAUACUUGGUUGCUUCAUUUUCUAAAAAUAAGUGGAUUAUAACCAAUUCUGUUCAAGGUUAGCUUUUCUCAAUGCUUUGUUAUAGUAUUGUUCCUUUCAAAGUUUUAGCUCUUCUUAGUCCUCUGAUUCUUUUGUUUGGCUGUUCUUCUCCCAAUACAUGCACACCUUCUGCUGUGUUAUGAUUAUGAUAGAAAAAAUGGUUUUUUUUU